Molecule: messenger RNA, 2300 nt
Organism: Sinocyclocheilus grahami
Lineage: Eukaryota; Metazoa; Chordata; Actinopteri; Cypriniformes; Cyprinidae
Gene: p4ha3
Product: prolyl 4-hydroxylase, alpha polypeptide III
Exons: 13
Coding region: 145-1767 (540 amino acids)
Biological process (GO): peptidyl-proline hydroxylation to 4-hydroxy-L-proline
Cellular component (GO): endoplasmic reticulum
Molecular function (GO): L-ascorbic acid binding; protein binding; iron ion binding
Source: RefSeq, a predicted model, not a curated record
GUACUUCUGAUGGCUCAUCAUGAGAUGUGCACGUUCUUUCAUGUCCUGCGUGAGAACAUAGUGCGCUUAAGAAGAAUGAAAAGCUGUGGAAUAACGCAUUCGGCGCAUUAAUAUGUAAGACCUCUUAAACAUCUACCUUACAAGAUGUCUUCAUACGUUAGUCUCUUAAUAUUUUUAUACGUAGUUAAUAUAUCUGACAAAUCGUUCGGUGAGAUGUUCACUUCAGUGAUGAGCGUGAAGCAAGCCGUUUUCGCUGAAAGACAACUCCUCGAUUAUUUAAGAACUUACUUAGAAAACGAAAUACAAAGACUUGACGAUAUCAAAAGAUUCUUCUCAAGAGUCACAUCAUUGCACAGUGGGAUAUACAAUGAUCCAUCAGCUACCAUAGCUAAUCCAAUUGUUGCAUUCAAGCUGGUCAAAAGACUCAAAUCUGAAUGGAUGAAUGUUGUCCAUAGCAAUGAAGCCCAAGAAAAUAUUGACGGCCUUAGGGAGGGCUACAGGAGAAUGGAAGGCAGCUUACCCAAGCUGGAAGACCUUCAGGGAGCAGCGCAGGGGCUGAUGAGACUUCAGGAUGUGUAUGAUCUACAUGUGGAGGGCCUUGUGCGAGGUCACUUCCAGCAAAUCACAAAUGGAAAUGCUGUUGAUAUUUACAAACCUCCUGUGUCUGAUACGCUAUCUGGGGAUGAUUGCUUCCUUAUUGGAAAGGUGUCCUAUGAUUUGGAAGAUUACUACCAUUCUGUGCAAUGGUUUGAGGAGGCAGUUCGUCUCUUUCGAGGAACAGAAUGGAGUCCAGAAAAUGAAGGCACACUUGAAGAUGCCCUUGACCAUUUAGCUUUCUCUCAUUUUAAGACUGGAAACAUAUCUUACGCCCUCAGUAUUUCCCAGGAACUAUUGCUUCAUGAUCCUGUGAACAGUAGGGUACAUUUCAACGUGGAGAAGUAUGAGAAGCUCCUAGAUGAAAGUCCGCCUGUUACUAACCAAAGUUUGGUUUUGAAAAGGCCUGACUCCACCAAUCUGAGAACCAGGAAUGUCUAUGAGAAGCUGUGUCAAACAAAAGGUUCUCAGCCAAAGCAUUUUGAGAAUCCAAGCUUGUUCUGUGACUUUUUCACCAAUGGCAACCCUGGCCUACUUCUGCAACCAAUUAAACGAGAGCUAAUCAGCCUGCACCCUUAUGUUGUACUCUUCCAUAGCUUUGUCACCCGAGCUGAAGCUAAAAGCAUCAGAGAAUAUGCCGUUCCAGGGCUCAGAAGAUCAGUGGUGGCAUCAGGAGUGAAUCAGUCCACUGCGGAAUAUCGCAUCAGCAAGAGUGCAUGGCUUAAAGAAUCAGCCCAUGGAGUUGUGGGCAAAGUGGACCAGCGCAUCACUAUGGUCACUGGGUUGAAUGUGCAGCCUCCUUAUGCUGAAUAUCUCCAAGUUGUAAAUUAUGGCAUUGGGGGACACUAUGAACCUCAUUUUGACCAUGCCACAUCUGACUCUAGUCCAUUGUACAGACUAAAAACUGGGAAUCGUGUGGCUACGUUCAUGAUGUAUCUGAGCUCUGUGGAAGCAGGAGGAUACACAGCCUUUAUUUACGCUAACUUCAGUGUUCCUGUAGUGGAGAAUGGUGCUCUCUUUUGGUGGAAUCUUCAUAGAAAUGGUCAAGGAAAUGUUGACACACUUCAUGCUGGCUGCCCUGUUAUUGUUGGCGAUAAAUGGGUUGCCAAUAAGUGGGUUCAUGAGUAUGGGCAGGAGUUCCAACAUCGUUGUAGCCUUAAUCCUGAGGAAUGAAGAAAGCAAUAGACCAUUUAAAGUACAAGAGUCAACCCCCUUGAAGGAGUAACAUUGGCAAGCGAUGGAAUGAAAAGCUGAAGAGGGGGGGAGAGAUGUCUGCAUUCAUGAGUGAUUUGAGACCACAGCUUUAAGGAGAGUGACACAUUGAUAAUUCUCAUGGCUGUCUAAAGAGCACAGGGAAAUAAAGAGAUUGCCAUAGUGUAUGUAUGUGUGUGUGGGUUAAAGAGUGGUUUGGCAUACAGCCCUAAGGGCAAGCUGACCUUUUCUUCCUGCUUUCCAAGAUAAAUUCCAGAAUGUUUGAUGAAAAUGUAAACUACAGAUGUUUACGUGUAUAUACACACACACACACACCAAAAUGAAUAAUUUGCCCACUUGGAUGUUUCUUAAUUUUGAGACACUACUUGUAUCUAGUGCAAAUCUGGUACAACAGUAAGUUGUUUGUGGUUGCAAAGUAACUCACAUGAAUGUUAUAAACAUAUAAAUAAACAAUUACAGUUUUUCUGAAUUGCUAAAACACUAAAACCCCAUCU